UGGGCGUGGCCGCUGAGGUGACGGUCUGGAAGGACGGGGCCGGGCUGGCGGUUACCGGGAGGCGCAGACAAGGAGCGAGGGAGCUCAGGAGCCGCUGGUGAUUCCUAGACACUCCCAAGUCAUAAUGUCUCAAAGAGUGGGACAGGAUGACCCAGAGCGAUACCUCUUUGUGGACCGUGAUGUGGUCUACAAUCCUGCCACCCAGGCUGACUGGACAGCCAAGAAGCUGGUGUGGGUGCCAUCGGAACGGCAUGGGUUUGAGGCUGCCAGCAUUAAGGAGGAGCGAGGAGACGAGGUAGUGGUGGAGCUAGCUGAGAAUGGCAAGAAGGCGAUGGUGAACAAAGAUGACAUCCAGAAAAUGAACCCACCCAAGUUUUCCAAAGUUGAGGAUAUGGCGGAGCUGACAUGCCUAAAUGAAGCUUCCGUGCUGCACAAUCUGAAGGACAGAUAUUACUCAGGACUCAUCUACACAUACUCCGGGUUGUUCUGUGUGGUUAUCAACCCGUACAAGAACCUCCCCAUCUAUUCAGAAAAUAUCAUUGAGAUGUACAGAGGAAAGAAACGCCAUGAGAUGCCGCCACACAUCUACGCCAUAUCCGAGUCUGCAUACCGCUGCAUGCUGCAAGAUCGUGAGGACCAAUCAAUUCUUUGCACAGGUGAAUCUGGAGCAGGGAAAACGGAAAACACCAAGAAAGUCAUCCAGUAUUUGGCUCAUGUUGCUUCUUCACAUAAGGGAAAGAAGGACCAUACAAUUCCUACGGAAUCUCCUAAACCCAUCAAACAUCAGAGUGGAUCCUUGUUGUAUGGUGAGUUGGAGCGCCAACUGCUUCAAGCAAACCCCAUCUUAGAAUCUUUUGGGAAUGCCAAGACUGUGAAAAAUGACAACUCUUCUCGAUUUGGCAAGUUCAUCCGUAUCAAUUUCGACGUGACUGGUUAUAUUGUGGGGGCCAAUAUAGAGACCUAUUUGCUUGAAAAGUCUAGAGCAAUACGACAGGCCAAGGAUGAAAGGACCUUUCACAUAUUUUACCAACUGCUUGUUGGGUCAGGGGAGCACCUGAAAUCUGAUCUGCUGCUGGAAGGCUUCAACAACUACAGAUUUGUUUCCAAUGGCUAUGUGCCUAUACCAGGGCAACAGGACAAAGAUAACUUUCAGGAGACAAUGGAAGCAAUGCACAUCAUGGGCUUCUCUCAUGAUGAGAUACUGUCCAUGCUGAAAGUUGUGUCUGCAGUUCUUCAGUUUGGAAACAUUAGUUUCAAGAAGGAAAGGAACACAGACCAGGCAUCCAUGCCAGAGAAUACAGCCGCACAGAAACUUUGCCACCUGCUGGGCAUGAAUGUCAUGGAGUUUACUCGAGCCAUCCUCACCCCGCGUAUCAAAGUGGGCAGGGACUACGUACAAAAGGCACAGACAAAGGAACAGGCUGAUUUUGCUGUGGAAGCUCUGGCUAAGGCUACAUAUGAGCGAUUGUUCCGUUGGCUGGUCCAUCGGAUUAACAAAGCUCUGGACCGCACUAAGCGCCAGGGAGCAUCCUUCAUUGGCAUCCUUGACAUUGCUGGCUUUGAGAUCUUUGAGCUGAAUUCUUUUGAACAGCUCUGCAUCAAUUACACUAAUGAGAAGCUGCAGCAGCUCUUCAACCACACCAUGUUCAUCCUAGAGCAGGAGGAAUAUCAGCGUGAGGGCAUUGAGUGGAACUUCAUUGACUUUGGAUUAGACCUGCAGCCCUGUAUUGACCUCAUCGAGAGGCCGGCUCACCCUCCUGGGGUUCUGGCCCUCCUGGACGAAGAGUGUUGGUUCCCCAAAGCCACAGACAAGACAUUUGUGGACAAGCUGGUGCAGGAGCAGGGCACCCACUCUAAAUUCCAGAAGCCACGGCAGCUGAAAGACAAGGCUGAUUUUUCCAUCAUCCAUUAUGCAGGCAGGGUGGAUUAUAAAGCCGAUGAAUGGCUAAUGAAGAACAUGGACCCUCUGAAUGACAAUGUUGCCACACUGCUUCACCAGUCUACAGACAAGUUUGUGGCUGAACUCUGGAAAGAUGUGGAUCGCAUUGUGGGCCUUGACCAGGUAGCUGGAAUGACAGAGACAGCAUUCGGUUCUGCAUACAAAACCAAGAAGGGCAUGUUCCGGACAGUGGGGCAGCUAUACAAAGAGUCACUGACCAAACUCAUGGCCACUCUCCGCAAUACUAACCCCAACUUUGUUCGCUGUAUUAUCCCAAACCACGAGAAGCGCGCGGGUAAGCUGGACCCUCACUUGGUGCUAGAUCAGCUAAGAUGUAAUGGUGUUUUGGAAGGUAUCCGAAUCUGUCGACAGGGAUUCCCCAACAGAAUAGUCUUUCAGGAGUUCCGUCAGAGGUAUGAAAUUCUCACCCCCAACGCCAUUCCUAAAGGGUUCAUGGAUGGGAAGCAAGCAUGUGAGCGGAUGAUCCGGGCUCUUGAACUAGAUCCAAACCUUUUCCGGAUUGGCCAGAGUAAGAUCUUUUUCCGUGCAGGUGUGCUGGCGCACCUGGAAGAGGAGCGAGACCUCAAGAUAACAGACAUCAUUAUCUACUUCCAAGCAGUCUGCAGGGGCUAUCUAGCUAGAAAGGCCUUUGCCAAAAAGCAGCAGCAGCUAAGUGCCUUGAAAGUUCUGCAGCGGAACUGUGCAGCCUAUCUGAAACUGCGACAUUGGCAAUGGUGGCGACUCUUCACUAAGGUGAAACCAUUGUUGCAAGUCACUCGGCAGGAAGAAGAGCUGCUGGCCAAAGAUGAAGAGCUGCUGAAGGUUAAGGAGAAACAGGGCAAGGUGGAGGGAGAACUUGUGGAGAUGGAAAGGAAACACCAGCAGCUGGUAGAAGAGAAAAACAUUCUGGCUGAGCAGCUCCAAGCAGAGACAGAGCUGUUUGCAGAGGCCGAGGAGAUGCGGGCCCGUCUAGCGGUUAAGAAACAAGAGCUGGAAGAGAUUUUGAGGGAUCUAGAGAUUCGCAUGGAAGAAGAGGAAGAGAGGAACCAAGUCCUGCAGAAUGAGAAGAAGAAAAUGCAGACACACAUACAGGAUCUAGAGGAACAGUUGGAUGAGGAGGAAGCUGCUCGACAGAAGCUACAGUUGGAGAAAGUAACAGCAGAAGCAAAAAUAAAGAAGAUGGAGGAAGAUAUCCUGCUGCUAGAGGACCAGAACUCAAAAUUUAUUAAGGAGAAAAAGCUGAUGGAUGAACGUAUUGCAGAAUGCACCACACAACUGGCGGAGGAAGAAGAGAAAGCAAAAAAUUUGGCUAAGCUGAAGAACAAGCAGGAGAUGAUGAUCACUGAUUUAGAAGAGAGGUUGAAAAAGGAGGAGAAGACCCGUCAGGAGCUGGAGAAAGCAAAAAGGAAGCUUGAUGGGGAGACCACAGACCUUCAGGACCAAAUAGCUGAGCUCCAGGCUCAGAUAGAAGAACUUAAGUUGCAACUGGCCAAAAAAGAGGAGGAAUUGCAGGCUGCUUUAGCAAGGGGAGACGAGGAAGUCGUACAGAAGAACAAUGCUUUGAAGCUCGUGCGGGAGUUACAGGCUCAGAUUGCGGAGUUGCAGGAAGACCUUGAGUCAGAGAAAGCAUCACGUAAUAAAGCAGAGAAACAGAAGAGGGACCUGAGUGAGGAGCUGGAGGCACUAAAGACCGAGCUGGAGGAUACUCUGGACACUACCGCCGCUCAGCAGGAACUAAGGACCAAACGUGAGCAGGAAGUGGCUGAGUUGAAGAAAAACAUUGAAGAAGAGACCAAGAACCAUGAAGCGCAGAUCCAGGAGAUGAGGCAGCGUCAGGCCACGGCCUUGGAAGAGCUAUCUGAGCAGCUGGAACAGGCAAAAAGGUUCAAAGUGAACCUGGAGAAGAACAAGCAAAGUCUAGAUUCUGACAAUAAGGAGCUCAGUGGCGAGGUGAAGGUUCUGCAGCAGCAGAAAGCAGAGUCUGAAUAUAAGCGUAAAAAGCUGGAGGCGCAAGUCCAGGAGCUGCAUGCUAAGGUGUCGGAAGGAGACAGACUGCGGACAGAGCUUGCUGAAAAGACCAGCAAACUUCAGAAUGAACUGGAAAAUGUCUCUUGUCUGCUUGAGGAAGCUGAGAAAAAGGGUAUUAAGCUGGUGAAGGAUGUUGCAGGCCUGGAGUCGCAGCUACAAGACACACAGGAGCUGCUCCAGGAAGAGACCCGACAGAAGCUGAAUCUCAGCAGCCGCAUUCGUCAGCUGGAAGAAGAGAAGAACAAUCUGCAGGAACAGCAGGAAGAAGAGGAGGAGGCCAGGAAAGCCUUAGAGAAGCAGGUCCUCACCCUCCAGGCACAGCUUUCAGAAACGAAGAAGAAGGUGGAUGAUGAUGUAGGAACUAUAGAAGGACUAGAGGAGGUCAAGAAGAAACUCUUGAAGGACAUGGAAUUGAUGGGUCAACGUUUGGAGGAAAAGGGGCUGGCAUAUGAAAAAUUGGAGAAGACCAAAAACAGACUUCAGCAGGAACUGGAUGACCUUAUAGUAGACCUGGAUCACCAGAGGCAGAUCGUGUCCAACCUGGAGAAGAAACAGAAAAAGUUUGAUCAGCUCCUUGCUGAAGAGAAAAACAUAUCUGCCCGAUGUGCUGAAGAACGUGACAGGGCUGAGGCAGAUGCUCGGGAGAAGGAGACUAAGGCUCUCUCGCUGGCCAGGACCCUUGAAGAAGCACUAGAAGCUAGAGAUGAGUUUGAGAGGCUGAACAAGCAGCUAAGAGCAGAAAUGGAGGAUUUAAUGAACUCUAAGGAUGAUGUGGGAAAGAACGUCCAUGAGUUGGAAAAAUCAAAGCGUGCACUUGAGCAGCAGGUAGAAGAGAUGAGGACACAGCUGGAAGAAUUGGAGGAUGAGCUACAGGGUACAGAGGAUGCCAAGCUGCGUCUGGAGGUGAACAUGCAGGCUAUGAAGGCACAGUUCGAGCGAGACUUACAGGCACGUGAUGAGCAAAAUGAAGAGAAGAAACGCAUGUUGGUGAAACAGGUGAGGGAAAUGGAAGCAGAACUGGAAGAUGAGCGUAAGCAGCGCGCUCUGGCUGUUGCUACCAAGAAGAAGUUGGAAAUGACUUUGAAGGAUCUGGAGUCACAAAUAGAGGCUGCAAAUAAGGGACGGGAAGACGCCAUCAAGCAACUGCGCAAACUGCAGGCUCAAAUGAAAGAUUACCAGAGGGAGCUUGAGGAGGCAAGAGCAUCUCGAGAUGAUAUCUUCACUCAGUCCAAGGAGAAUGAGAAGAAGCUGAAAAAUUUGGAGGCAGAAAUUCUUCAGCUGCAGGAGGAGCUUGCAGCUUCGGAGCGAUCUCGACGCCACGCAGAGCAGGAACGAGAUGAGCUCUCUGAUGAGAUCUCAAACAGCACCUCUGGGAAGUCUGCCCUCCUGGAUGAGAAAAGACGUUUGGAAGCCAGGAUUGCUCAGCUUGAGGAAGAGUUGGAAGAGGAACAAAGCAACAUGGAGCUUCUGAAUGAUCGAUUCCGCAAGACUACUCUCCAGAUGGACACGCUAAAUUCUGAGCUGGUUGGAGAGCGUAGUUCAGCCCAGAAGAGUGAAAAUGCGCGGCAGCAAUUGGAGCGGCAAAAUAAGGAGCUGAAAGCCAAACUUCAGGAAUUGGAGGGAACUGUCAAGUCUAAAUUUAAAGCCACUAUUGCUACCCUCGAAUCAAAGAUUGCACAGCUAGAAGAACAGCUGGAGCAGGAAGCCAAGGAGCGAGCUGCAUCUAACAAGCUGGUGCGCAGAACAGAGAAGAAGCUAAAGGAGGUCUUCAUGCAAGUGGAAGAUGAGCGACGGCAUGCAGACCAGUACAAAGAGCAGAUGGAAAAGGCCAACACUCGCAUGAAGCAACUGAAGAGGCAGCUAGAGGAAGCAGAAGAAGAAGCCACCCGAGCUAAUGCCUCCAGACGCAAGAUGCAGCGCGAGCUAGAUGAUGCAUCAGAGGCUAAUGAGGGACUAAGCCGUGAAGUUUCAACGCUGAAGAAUAGAUUGAGGAGAGGUGGCCCCAUGUCCUUCUCAACGUCCUCCAGCCGCUCGGGUCGCCGACAGCUGCAGAUAGAGGGCACUUCCAUGGAUCUCUCAGAUGAUGAGACAGAAAUUAAAACCAAUGAAGUCAAUGAGACAUCUGCUUCAUCUCCAACCGAGUGACUUCCUCUCUCAGCAUUCCUCUGCCAAGUGCAGGGCUGCAGUGACGAAGGGACACUAAGCUCUACAGGUCAAACAGUAAUGCCAGCAAGUCUGGGGGGAGUUUGUACUGCACUCCUUUUAGACAAAUGCACUUCUGUUUCUUAAAUGCUAAAAUACAAAUCCAGUGAAUUAAUUUCCUGCUGAAGUGCCCUCUGUUGCAGGAACAAAGUGAAAACCACGUUUCUUCACCCCAUAUACAGAAGGCAGGCAUCAAACAGGUUAUAUAUUCUGGCUCUACAUUUCUUUUAAAGGCGUCUGUUUUAAGACUUUUUUUGCUUUCUCUUUAUAUAUAGCAUCAUGUGGACAAACAAAUACAUUUCAUGUCUUUUGUCCUAAUCCCAUGUGGAUGACGGGGGUGGAGGAAAGAUGUGGGAUACUCAUACCUUUUGCAUGUUGUAGCUGACCCUAUCUAUUUCAGUCUAAACUACAAUGGAUCCUUAAUUCAACUAAAGAAUUUCCAGAAUGAAACUGUGAAUCUGCCACUUGUUUGUAAUGCGGUAAAAAUUGGUGUCGAGGACAGACUGUAUGUUUUCUUCACAGUUUAGUCUCUUGAUUACUAACUGCACCUUCUGCCAACACAGUGAUGGUGGCAGUAGUGGGAUUCUUUAUACCCAGACUACAUUUCAUGAAAGAUUAGCACUGUCUUCUGACCACUCUCUUAAUUUUAAACGCUUAAAAGGAAAAAAUACAUAUUUAAUGACAAAAAGGUGCCUUACACACUUCGUCAAUUGAACAUAUUAAAAUACAUAUCUACAUCUUCCGGCAGAUGUAAUAGAUCAUUUUAUUGUGCAUUAUAUCUUGUAUAACUAUGAAGCAAGUUCAGAAGUCAGUAUUAAUCAGGUCACUUGUGCUGGAAUUAUGUUUUGGUUUUUUUUUAUUAUUAUUUGUAUUAAAAGCUUUAGCCUUUCGUCGUGUAGAGGGCAUAUGCACCUCCUCUCACCCUGUGAGGAUUAAACAGUUUAUACAGGUUAUCUCUGUGUGCACAUAAAUUUCUGUUCAUUUAUUAUUAUUUUUGUUAUUAUGUAAUGGCUGCCGAAAUCAUUUGCCCAUCCCCAGGAGCUCCCUUUUCCUCUCUCACCCCCGUGUAUAUCCAAUAUUUCUAGACAAUGAAUUUUGUAAGACAAUAAACGUAUCAUUAUAGAA
Pseudophryne corroboree (corroboree frog) is the source of this 7294-nucleotide messenger RNA. It is a transcript of the gene MYH10, whose product is annotated as myosin heavy chain 10. The record is from RefSeq and is a predicted model, not a curated record. NCBI's taxonomy places the organism in Eukaryota, Metazoa, Chordata, Amphibia, Anura, Myobatrachidae. Bases 125 to 6112 code for a protein of 1995 amino acids. Gene Ontology annotation, cellular component: cytoplasm; myosin filament; myosin II complex. Gene Ontology annotation, biological process: actomyosin structure organization; mitotic cytokinesis; regulation of cell shape. Gene Ontology annotation, molecular function: ATP binding; actin filament binding; microfilament motor activity. The transcript is spliced from 43 exons.